AUGCAGCGUGUAGUGUUUUCCUUGCUGGUCCUGCUGUCAGUGAUGCUGUAUUUCACUGUCUCUCUGAUGGACCCGGGCUUUGUUCACUCUGUCAAGGUGAACAAUAUCUUCCACCAACCACCCUAAAAGCCCUUCUUAUGAGAUGUAUUCCUUUCUGCUAUUACAUUAUCUUUGCCCUUGAAUGUGUUAGUGUGAAGAGAGAUGGAGAUGAUACCUCAAAACCCCAUGUCAGUAGAACCGAUGUGGAUGUGGUGGAGGAGUCAGGCGCAGGACACAGAGGCUUCGUCCAACAGACUUUACUAGUCAAAAGUGCUAAAUUACAAUACACGGCCUCGAAAACAAACAGAGGCGAGUGAAUACGUAAACCAUGCGUAAACACUAAACAAACAAACAGAGCGUCAAAACGCAGCUCCGAAAAUACAGGCAGACAACAACACACAAUCUAACCAAUACCAAACAGGGAACUUAUAGGACACGUAAUCAGAACACAAACAGACACAGGUGUACAAGACAGACCAAAGCAAUCACACCACGAAACAUUCAACGGUGGCAGCUAGUACUCCGGGGACGGCGAACGCCGAAGCCUGCCCGAACCAGGAGGAGGAGCAGUCUCGGCCGAAACCGUGACACCCCACUCCUCAUCUGCGCCGGUGUGGCUCCUUUCUACUAACAUAACUUAUAUACUUACAUUACCACAAUCUUAGAUCACAGAUUAAAUGACAUAUUGGGUGUGUGUUAUGUUGUUGUUAGUAUGUAUGGCUUCUUCUCUCCCCUUGGUCUCAAGCAGCAGCCCAUGAGAGCUAAGCACUGCCAGAGCUGUAAACAUUGUGUAAGGGGGUUUGACCAUCACUGUCCAUGGAUAGAGAAUUGUGUGGGUGUGAGGAACCACUGCAAGUUCAUCAUCUAUCUGGCCGUGCAGCUGCUUGCUCUACUCUGGGCCCUGCAGAUUGCUUGGUGAGUGUGGGUGAUUUAACCUGAUGUGGGUAGCUCAGAGUUAUUAUCCCUGAGAUGUAGUUGAAAUACUUUUGGUCCCACAUACACAAUGGUUCCCUUGUUGUAUUAUUGCUGUAAAUAUAAUUUGAUGUACUGUUAAAUGACACAUAUGUUCUGUCUUUCAGCUCAGGUUUCCAUUCAGCCGCCACUUGGAAACUGUGGCUCAGUGUGAAUGGGUUUCUGCUGGCGGCGCUGUGUGUUGUAGGUGUGUUGUCCAUGGUGUGUUGGUCCUCUCUGGGCUGUCACCUCUAUCUGAUCUCCAUCAACCCACCCCUGGGAGUUCAUGUCCCGCCACCGGCUCUCCUACCUGAAGAGCUACAUUGA
Molecule: messenger RNA, 1317 nt
Organism: Coregonus sp. 'balchen'
Lineage: Eukaryota; Metazoa; Chordata; Actinopteri; Salmoniformes; Salmonidae
Source: the annotation of a GenBank genome assembly